UGAGCCAUCACACCUUCAAAUACGCCUCGCCUCAUACCGCUGCUCAUCUGCUGCUCAUCGUCUCACAAUGGCGACGACGAACAGCGACGGAACAGUCACCGGGGCCACGGACGCUGCCGCACCCAGCGCCAGCGCCGCCUUCCCAUCACACAACCUCACCGCCCACUUCUCCUUCCCCGAAGAAGAGAAGAAGGUACUUCAAUACUGGCGUGACACCGACGCCUUCAAGACUUCACUGAAGCAGUCGAGAGACGAGAAGCGUAAGCCCUUCUCAUUCUACGAUGGACCCCCUUUUGCGACCGGAUUGCCUCAUUACGGACAUCUCCUCGCCGGUACCAUCAAGGAUGUGGUCACCCGCCACGCACAUGCCACAGGCCACUAUGUUGACCGAAGGUUUGGCUGGGACUGCCACGGUCUGCCAGUGGAGCAUGAGAUUGACAAGAAGCUUGGCAUCACCGGCAAGCAAGACGUCAUGGAUAUGGGCAUUGCAAAGUACAAUGCUGAAUGCCGGGCCAUCGUCAUGAGAUAUUCAGAAGAAUGGAAGGCCACCGUAGAGAGGAUGGGUAGGUGGAUCGACUUCGAUGGUGGAUACAAGACCAUGGACAUCUCCUUCAUGGAGACCGUCUGGUGGGUCUUUGGUCAGCUCUACAAGAAGGACCUAGUGUAUCGGGGCAUGAGGGUCAUGCCUUACUCGACCGGCUGCACUACGCCCCUCAGCAACUUUGAGGCCGGUCAGGAUUACAGAGAUGUGCCCGAUCCAGCCAUUACAGUCAGCUUCCCGGUCACAUCUCCUUCGGAAGAGACAGGAGCAUCUCUUCUUGCAUGGACGACUACACCCUGGACGCUUCCCUCUAAUCUCGGACUCUGUGUUCACCCCGAUUUCACAUACAUUAAAAUCAAGGAUGAAGCAUCCGGUAACCUCUACUGGCUCCACGAGAAGCUCCUCACCACUCUGUACAAAGACUCCAAGAAGGCCAAGUGGACACAGCUAGACUCGAAGAAGGGAUCUCAGCUCAAGGGCUGGAAGUACGAGCCUCUCUUCGACUACUUUGUCAAGGAAUAUGGGGACAAGGCUUUCCGGGUUCUCAACGACACCUACGUCACCUCAGACUCGGGAACAGGUAUCGUUCACCAAGCGCCAGCUUUCGGUGACGACGAUCACCGAGUCGCCAUCGCAAACGGAAUCGUUGGUCGAGAUGAAGCCCCUCCUUGCCCCAUCGACGAGUCUGGCAAGUUCACCGAUGAGGUGCCUGAGUACAAGGGCCAGCACGUGAAGGAAGCUGACAAGCCUAUUCAGAAGAAGCUCAAGGAGAUGGGCCGUCUCAUCGUGCAGAGCACUCUCACCCACUCGUACCCACACUGUUGGCGAUCGGGAACACCUCUCAUCUACAAGACCAUCCCGUCCAUCUUUGUGCGCGUGGAGCCCAUCACUUCGAAGCUGACAGCUAAUAACCAGCAAACGAGGUGGGUCCCUUCAGCCAUUGGAGAAGGUCGAUUUGGCAACUGGAUCGCCAAUGCUCGUGAUUGGAACGUCAGCCGAAACAGGUACUGGGGCACUCCUUUGCCGCUCUGGGUCAGUGAAGACUGGGAGGAGAUUGUGUGCGUAUCAUCGGUGGCCGAGCUCAAGGAGCUUUCCGGCGAGAAGGAAAUCACGGAUCUCCACCGAGAGUCCAUCGACCACAUCACCAUCCCCUCCAAGAAGGGCAAGGGACAAUUGAAGCGCGUGGAAGAGGUCUUCGACUGUUGGUUCGAAUCAGGAUCGAUGCCCUAUGCACAGGCUCACUAUCCUUUCGAGAACAAAGAGCACUUUGAGGCCUCGUUCCCUGCCGACUUCGUCUCUGAAGGCCUCGAUCAGACUCGAGGAUGGUUCUACACUCUACUGAUUCUUGCGACUCAUCUCUUCGACACGGCUCCCUGGAAGAAUUUGAUCGUCUCUGGUAUGAUCCUGGCAGGUGACGGCAAGAAGAUGUCCAAGAGUCUCAAAAACUACCCCGAUCCUACGCUCGUGUUUGACAAAUACGGAGCCGAUGCAGUCAGGCUGUAUCUUGUCAAUUCUCCCGUCGUGCGGGCUGAGACACUGAGGUUCAAGGAGGAAGGUGUCAAGGAGACGCUGGCCCAAGUGUUCAUCCCAUGGUUGAACUCUUUCCGCUUCUUCCUAGGCUCGGUGCAGAUGCUCGAGAAGGAUCAAGGGGUCAAGUUCGUCUACCAAGAGCAUGCCAAGAAGAGUGAGAAUGUCAUGGACCGCUGGAUCCUUGCGCGCUGCCAGGGCCUCAUCGAGUUCGUCAGGCAGGAGAUGGAUGCCUACCGUCUGUACACCGUUAUGCCUCGGCUGACGGGCUUGGUCGAUGAGCUGACCAACUGGUACAUUCGUUUCAACCGCAAGAGGCUGAAGGGAGAGGGAGGUGUCGAGGACACGCUCUCGGCCCUCAACUCCCUCUUCGAGGCCCUCUACACACUUUGCAGGACCAUGUCUUCUUUCACGCCCUUUUUCACCGAGAAUCUCUACCAGGGUCUGCAGACGUUCAUCCCACCCAACUCGGAGGCGAAGCAAGACACUCGCUCGAUCCACUUCCUGCCCUUCCCCGAUGUCAAGCAGGAGUACCUGGAUCCCGUCAUCCAGCGCCAAUUUGCUGCUCUGCAGACGAUCAUCGAAUUGACCCGCAACGUGCGCGAGAAGAACACGCUGCCUAUCCGAGUGCCGCUGAAGGAACUCGUCGUCUUCCACUCUGACCGCCAGUACCUAGACGAUGUCAAUGCUCUCUCUUCUUACAUUACCGAGGAGCUAAACGUGCGAGAUCUAAGCUUGAGCCAAGACGAGGAGGCCUGUGGAGUGAGGUACGCUCUCCUGGCCGACUGGCCCGUCUUGGGCAAGAAGCUGCGCAAGGACUUGGGUAAAGUCAAGAAGGGUCUGGAGAAGGUGUCGAGUGCAGAGGCAAAGCAGUACCUCGAGACGGGCAGGAUUGUCAUCGAGGGUAUUGAAUUGGGCGAGGGUGAUUUGAGGGUCGUGAGGGAUGUGGACAUUGAGGCUGCGACGAAGCAUCGAGCGAGCGACGAGGCCGUCACCUGGCAGUCCAACACGGACGGCAAGGCGAUUAUCCUGUUGGACACUCUGGUGCGACCCAAUCUGCAGGCCGAAGGUCUCGCUCGAGAACUGGUCAACCGCAUCAAUCGCGCUAGGAAGCGUGCCGGCUUCAUCGCCACGGACGCCGUCGAUGCGCUGUACAGCUUCGAGACGUCUGCGGGUGAGAAUGUCGAGGCGCUGAGGAGUGCUUGGACCGAGUAUGGCGAUUAUCUUGAGAAGAGUCUCAGGAGGCGACCCAGAGAAGAGGUCGAGGUGGAUCAGAGGAAGGCGGAGCUGGAGGAGGAGACGGAGAUCAAUGACGUUGUUCUCAAGUUGAGGCUGGUCAAGGUGUAAGUGGGAGGUGUGCUUGUAGCUAGCUAUCAGUCGCUGAGUCUAGAGAAUACAUUGCGAGCUCCGUC
Molecule: messenger RNA, 3480 nt
Organism: Microstroma glucosiphilum
Lineage: Eukaryota; Fungi; Basidiomycota; Exobasidiomycetes; Microstromatales; Microstromataceae
Exons: 1
Coding region: 68-3415 (1115 amino acids)
Biological process (GO): isoleucyl-tRNA aminoacylation
Molecular function (GO): isoleucine-tRNA ligase activity; aminoacyl-tRNA deacylase activity; ATP binding
Source: RefSeq, a predicted model, not a curated record